Messenger RNA from Phalaenopsis equestris, 1639 nucleotides. RefSeq names its product protein trichome birefringence-like 26. Gene Ontology annotation, cellular component: Golgi apparatus. Lineage: Eukaryota; Viridiplantae; Streptophyta; Magnoliopsida; Asparagales; Orchidaceae. The coding region runs from base 150 to 1412 and encodes 420 amino acids. The record is from RefSeq and is a predicted model, not a curated record. The transcript has 3 exons. Gene Ontology annotation, molecular function: O-acetyltransferase activity.
CCUAACCACCACCCUCAUCAAUUCUCUCUCUCAGGCUGCUUCACUACUGAUUUCGGAAAGCAGCAACCAUUAGCAGAAUCUCCGCAUUGCGAAACCUGCUCAGUAUUCCUUCUCUGCGGUCUCCAUCUUCUCUGAAGAGAAUAACGUUAAUGGUGAAGGACGUGAGAUCGGAUUGCGAGCCAUGGCCGACGGUGAGCCGGAAAAGCAAUCAGAUCUGGUUGAAACUCUUCGUUUCAGCCCUAGUUGUGGGAGUCUCAUUCCGCCUCUUGUUUCUUCGCUCUUCUGCUGUUCUCCCCGUCGCAGGAACCCCCUCUGCUGCCAAGAAAACCGAGUUUCUGUUGAAUGCGACGAGCGAAAAAUGUGAUAUUUUCACCGGAGAAUGGGUUCCAAGUCCUUCAGGACCUCCUUACACCAAUGAAAGCUGCCGUUUUAUCGAGGACCCGCAGAAUUGUUUGAAGAACGGACGUACGGAUACUGGGUAUCUUUACUGGAGAUGGAAACCUUAUGGUUGCAGUGUUCUUCCUUUUGAUGGAGCAAAGUUUUUGGAUGCAAUGCAGAAUAAAGCGUGGGCGCUAAUCGGUGAUUCAAUUCUUCGCAAUCAUGUCCAAUCAUUGAUAUGUCUUUUAUCCAAGGUUGAGGAAGCUGUCGAGGUCUACCAUGACAAGGAUUUCAAAUCCAGAAGAUGGCACUUCCCUUCUCACAACUUCACCCUCUCUCUUGUCUGGGCACCCUUCCUGGUUAAAGCUGAAAUAUUCGAGAAUGAUGACGGCCAAUCGGAUUCCGAGAUCCAACUACACCUCGACACCCUCGACGCCAAAUGGACUGAUGAUUAUCAUGACUUUGACUACAUAGUGAUCUCUGCGGGUCAGUGGUUUCUGAAAACAGCCAUCUACUGGGAGAACCGCAGGGUGGUGGGCUGCCAUUACUGCCCCGGGAAGAACUUAACUGAGCUGGGGUUCGAUCAUGCCUAUCGAACGAGCCUCAGAAAGCUCUUCGAUCACAUCCUACAAUCCGAUCAUAAGCCGCUGGUUAUUUACCGUACCUGGACACCUGAUCACUUCGAGAAUGGAGAGUGGUUCAGCGGUGGCACUUGCAACCGGACGAAGCCUUAUGCUGCCGGUGAAUUCGCCGGCAGAGAUGUGGAUCACCUGAUGAGGAAGACGGAGUUGGACGAGUUUUGGAGAGCGAAAAGGAAAGGUUCUGCUGACGGAAUUCGUCUUGAACUUUUGGAUACCUAUGAGCUUUCCUUGCAACGUCCUGAUGGCCAUCCUGGGCCUUACAGAACAUUUCACCCUUUCGACAGGGAGAAGAAGAAUGCUGGUGUUCAGAAUGACUGUCUGCACUGGUGCUUGCCUGGCCCCAUAGAUGCCUGGAAUGAUUUGCUCAUGAAGAUGGUGAUAGAUGAUUUAUAACUUUAUUUUUGUAUUUGGAUUACCGGAGGUAUGAAUUGUAAUCAUGGUUAAUAAUUGUAAAUUAUGUUGGAUUAGAGAGACAAAAUGGGUUCACAGGUGGUCUUCCUGAUAUGUGAUUUUAGAUUGUGAAGUAUUAUUUAUGUGGGAAUUGGGGUGGUUAGAAUCAUUGUUUGAUGUUAAUUUUUGUUAAGAACUUUGUAGCAUGUAAAUUUUUGUAUUUGUUUUGU